UGCCUUGAAAGAAAGUGGUAGAAACAAGAGUGAUGAGUUGAUCAAGUUGAUUGGGAAAAAGGGAGGAUUCGUGGGAAUCAGCCAGUUUGGGCCCCAUAUGCCCAAGGGUAACGAGUCCACCAUCGACGACUAUGUGGAUGUGGUGGACUACGUGAUCUCGUUGAUCGGAGAAGAUUUGGUGGGAAUUGGAUCGGAUGCUUCUGAGGGCCACGGUAGACCUUCGCCUUUCAUGGAAUGGUGCAACAGAGACAAGGGAUACGCCAGGAAAAUGGCUCCCUGGGGCUCGCAGAAGGUCGUUAAACCACUUGGUCCUUUGGCUGAUCGGGAAGAGUUGGCGGUGGCCAUGGCCAAAAAAGGGUGGUCCCUGACCAAGAUGGAGAAGGUGUUGGGAUUGAACUGGAUGGCAUAUUUGGAGACUAUUUUUGAUUCAGAGGCCUAGUUAGAUGUGUAUAUACCAUAGAUAUAACAUAGAUACAACCAC
Messenger RNA from Yamadazyma tenuis ATCC 10573, 481 nucleotides. RefSeq lists its product as uncharacterized. Gene Ontology annotation, molecular function: metallodipeptidase activity. Gene Ontology annotation, biological process: proteolysis. The record is from RefSeq and is a predicted model, not a curated record. Lineage: Eukaryota; Fungi; Ascomycota; Pichiomycetes; Serinales; Debaryomycetaceae.